Molecule: messenger RNA, 3967 nt
Organism: Carassius auratus (goldfish)
Lineage: Eukaryota; Metazoa; Chordata; Actinopteri; Cypriniformes; Cyprinidae
Product: NACHT, LRR and PYD domains-containing protein 12-like
Exons: 10
Coding region: 94-2988 (964 amino acids)
Molecular function (GO): protein binding
Source: RefSeq, a predicted model, not a curated record
GUGAAAGUAAAAUACAUCGGGCUGUCUUAUGCAAGAGGAAACAUCUUAACACGAAUAUCAAAGUGUUGAGUUUCCUUCAUUUAGAUUUUCUCGAUGGAUCCUCAAAGAAAUCGACAUUAUGAAGACCACACAUCUUUAGAUGCAUUUCCUGAUUCAGUCCAGAAGCACAGACCAGAGUCAUCUGAACCCAGCUGUGUGUCCAUGAAGAGUGACCGGUCAAUGGAUCCUCCACGUAACUUAAGAGGACACACUGGUCCUAGAAUUAGUUCAGUCCAGCAGCACAGACCAGAGUCAUCUGAACCCAGCUGUGUGUCCAUGAAGAGCGACCGGUCAAUGGAUCCUCCACGUAACUUCAGAGGACACACUGGUCAUAGGUUUAGUUCAGUCCAGAAGCACAGACCAGAGUCAUCUGAACCCAGCUGUGUGUCCAUGAAGAGCGACCGGUCAAUGGAUCCUCCACGUAACUUAAGAGGACACACUGGUCGUAGGUUUAGGCAUAUUAUUCACCUCAAGUUAUUCAGAUCAAAUGUGAGGAAGAAGUUUGAGUGUCUGUGUGAGGGAACAGUGAGGCAGGGAAUCCCAACACUGCUGAAUGAGAUCUACACAGAGCUGUACAUCACAGAGAGUGAGAGCGGAGAGAUCAAUAAUGAGCAUGAGGUGAGAAAGAUUGAGACACAGUCCAGGAGAGCAGCAAGAGAGGACACAGCCAUCAAAUGCAGAGACAUCUUCAGACCUUUACCUGGACGAGACAAACCCAUCAGAACUGUGCUGACAAAGGGAGUCGCUGGCAUUGGAAAAACAGUCUCUGUGCAGAAGUUCAUCCUGGACUGGGCUGAAGGGAAAGAGAAUCAGGACGUCCAGCUCAUAUUUCCACUUCCUUUCAGAGAGCUCAAUCUGAUGAAGGACAAAACACUCAGUCUUUUGGAUCUGUUGCAUAUUUUCUUUCCUGAAACCAAAGAAAUGAAACCAUUCAGUGGUGAAUAUAAAGUCAUCUUUGUUUUUGAUGGUCUGGACGAGUGUCGUCUGUGUCUGGAUUUUCAGAGCAGUGUGAGGUUGUGUGAUCUAAGGGAAUCAGCUUCAGUGGACGUGCUGCUGAUGAACCUGAUUGUGGGGAAUCUGCUCCCCUCUGCUCUCAUCUGGAUCACCUCCAGACCAGCAGCAGCUGAUCUCAUCCCCUCUGAGUGUGUCCAUCGAGUGACCGAGGUACGAGGCUUCAGUGAUCCACAGAAGGAGGAAUACUUCUGGAAGAGAAUCAGUGAUCAGGGUCUGGCCGAGAGGAUCAUCUCACACCUGAAGUCAUCAAGGAGCCUCUUCAUCAUGUGCCACAUCCCUGUCUUCUGCUGGAUCUCAGCCACUGUUUUAGAGAAGAUGAUGAGUGAAGCAGAGACUGGAGAAAUUCCCAAGACUCUCACUCAGAUGUACACACACUUCCUGAUCAUUCAGACCAACAUCAAACAUGAGAAGGACUAUGAGAAGAAAGUCAAAGAUGAAGACAUGAUCCUCAAACUGGGGAAACUGUCUUUCCAGCAGCUUGUGAAAGGUAACCUGAUCUUCUAUGAGGAAGACCUGAGAGAGUGUGGCAUUGAUGAGACUGAAGCAUCAAUGUACUCAGGAUUGUGCACUCAGAUCUUCAGAGUGGAGUUGGGCUUGUAUCAGGGGAAAGUCUUCUGCUUUGUUCAUCUGAGCAUUCAGGAGCAUCUCGCAGCUCUUUAUGUGCUGCUUUCGUUCCUGCUGGACAAGAGGGACGAGCUCAAUGACAACUUCAGCUCAAAACGUCAUCAUGAUUUCACAUGUCAAACAAUAUCUGACCUGCAUCAGAGAGCCGUGGACAAGGCUUUACAGAGUAAGAACGGACAUCUGGACCUUUUCCUCCGAUUUCUUCUGGGUCUCUCGCUGGAGUCCAGUCAGACGCUUCUGAAAGGUCUUCUGACACGCAUUGUAAACAUCCCGUUCAGUGAGGAGAAAACAGUUGAAUACAUUAAAAUAAGAAUAAGACUGAAUCCCUCACCAGAGAAAUCCAUCAAUCUGUUCCACUGUUUAAAUGAACUCGGUGACCAGUCUCUCGUCAGUGAAGUCCAGAAGUAUCUCACAUCUGGAGAUCUGUCAGGAGCCAAACUGUCCUCGACACAGUGGUCAGCGGUUUUCUUUGUUUUGUUGACCUCAGAACAGUUGGAUCAAUUUGAUUUGAGUAAAUACAUAAGCAGAGAGCAAAACCAAAACCACAUGACACCUGAUCAACUUCUUAUGAAGCUCUUGCCUGUCGUUGAAGCCUCCAGAACAGCAGAGUUGAGAUAUUGUGGGGUCACAGAUGAAGGUUGUUCUGCUCUGAGUUCAGCUCUGAGAUCAAACUCCUCACAGCUGAGAAAACUGAAUCUAACUAGGAAUAAUGUAGGAGAUACAGGAGUGAAGAUGAUCUGUGAUGCACUGAAGGAUCCUCACUGUAAACUGGAGAAACUGAGGUUGAAUAGUUGUGACAUCACAGAUGAAGGUUGUUCUGCUCUGAGUUCAGCUCUGAGAUCAAACUCCUCACAGCUGAGAGAACUGGAUCUGACUGGGAAUAAAGUAGGAGAUGCAGGAGUGAAGCUGAUCUCUGAUGCACUGAAGGAUCCUCACUGUAAACUGGAGAAACUGUGGUUGAAUAGUUGUGGCGUCACAGAUGAAGGUUGUUCUGCUCUGAGUUCAGCUCUGAGAUCAAACUCCUCACAGCUGAGAGAACUGGAUCUGACUGAGAAUAAAGUAGGAGAUGCAGGAGUGAAGCUGAUCUCUGAUGCACUGAAGGAUCCUCACUGUAAACUGGAGAAACUGUGGUUGAGUAAGUGUGGCGUCACAGAUGAAGGUUGUGCUGCUCUUAGUUCAGCUCUGAGAUCAAACUCCUCACAGCUGAGAGAACUGGAUCUGUCAUGGAAUGAUCUAGAACAGUCAAGUUUGAACCUGCUCUCUGCUUUAAAAGAUGAUCCAUGUUACAAACUGGAGAAACUGAUGUACUAAACAUGGAGAAUAUGGAUCAGGACAGACACAUUGAAUCCAACAGAUUCAUCAGAACUGAAGUCAAUGAUCAAGCGCUGAUGUGUGUGAGUUACAGGAGUUUAGAGACACUUUCACUAUUACUUGGAUUUUAACAACAGCAACUGCGCACAGACAAACCCCAAAGUUUGUAAAGGGUCUGCUACUUUUAUUUGAUUUUAUUUUAUCUACUCACAAUAAAAACUCAAAGCUGCAGAAAAACAGGAUGCUCUUUCUGAUGCCUCCAAUCUCCUUUUUAUCUUAAAAAUGAACAAUGUAGAUAAGCAUGUACAUGUUUUUUUUAGUUAUGAUAUUUCAGACCUUACAUUGCCAUUUACACCUUACAUCAGACAGCAGAGGAUUUGUAAUAUUUAGAAUGAAAUAUGUUUUGCUUGAUAUAUAAACACCUUUUUAAUAUAUCUAAAUAUCGAAAAACAAGUAUGUGUAUUUUACACUGUAUGAUAUGAUAAAAUCUAAAUUGUAUAUGUUGUAUGAGAUGUGUGUGUGUAUAUAUACUAAUAUUAUUGUAACAAUUUGUUCUUAAUACAGUGUAAUGACACUGUAGUCAUUAAUAAUAAUAUCACCAGGACCUAAAACACAUCUGAGGAUUAAGCUCUGAUAUGUUUAAAACAAUCUUUAUUAGGGGUGUAACGGUACGUGUAUUCGUAUCGGAUCGUUUCGGUACAGGGCUUUUGGUACGGUGCACGUGUGUACCGAAUGCAAUAUUUUGUGGGAGAAACAUAUGCAUUUUCGUGUUUCUAAACGAACAUAUUAAGUGGCGGAAGUCUCCGCGUUCAGCGCAAAUCCUGCCCUGCAGCUUAUUCUAAGGCCGGUGACACACUGGCUGCGUGGCGUGUGCAUGGCUUUUCUGCUGCGUGACGGCUGCUUCGCGUUUUCUGUGUCUUUUACACACCAGAAUCGUUCCUGACGCGGCGCUGGUGUGCUGCUGCUACUGUAGGUGACA